CAUCGGUCUUUUAGCAAUCAUAUGAGCAACAAAUCAUAGCAGGUGUGGAAGGUCUUUCCUAUGGCUCGCCAGGCUCCCGGAACUUACCACAAGGAUCAUUGGACCCCGAGGAUCAGUUCUUUCUGUGCCUCCUUGGGUUGGACUUCGGAGAUGAUUUCAAGUGGUCCCAGACAAGUGGAAAAUGUUGCAUGCCAUUGCGGCAUUGCCAGCCCCCAGGUGAAAAAUCCUCCUGUAUCAUGGUGACACGAACUAGAGAAAUCAACAAGGCUGCAGCAGUGAACAAGUUUUGGCUUGUGUGUGAAUCCAGGAGACAUUGGCCUUGGCAAGUUGCACAUAAUAUGAUCUUGAUGACACAUUUUAUAUUGUUAGAAGGCAGGACUUGGCCGGCAGCCGCCGGAAAUGUUCUUUUCAAUGUCCAAAGCAUCUUCCGUAUAACACCUGUCUGUGAUCUUUUAGUUUAUUUUUGUCUAUCAUGGUUUCCCCUCAAUCUUUGUUGGCAUCUUUUGACUGUCUCCAAGCAACAUUCUCAGUUCACAUACAGCUUCUAGCUGGCGUCCCCAAGUAAUUACUAGUGGUAAUAUUUCUUAAAGUAUCCUUCAAAAGUUGGGAUUCUAAUAAAAUAAGACUUUUUUGGAUUAGUUCAAGUUGAUAUAAGAAUGGGAUAAAACCAAACCUCUACAUCAUUGGCGUUGUCUAUAUCAGAAGCUUAUUAUUAAAAACACCAUAGCAUGUAAUUGACCAAAGAUCUUUUUUUAUUGGUCUCACGGUUGAGGUAACACCAAUACCACCAGUUUUGCCAAUCCAGACUCGUUCAAAAAGCAGGAGCUUAUCCUUCUGAAUUGUUCCCAGUUUCAGAAGACAAUGGCUUCUUUUUCAAUAGAAGAUUUUGUUGGUGAUGGGGUUCUGAAGGAAUUGCUUCCAAAAUUAUUGGAAGAAGGUUGGGACGACGUCCCAACCCUAAAGAUCAUGAACUCAGAUGACAUGGCUGCAAUCAACAUGACACAAGAUCAAAAGGAUGCUCUGGAAAUCCGAACAUACCUUCAUGAUCGUGAUCUGAUGCAAUAUGGAGAUAAGCUAGAGGCCUCCGGGAAAUGCCUACCUGAGCUCCUUAACUUAAGCACUGAGGAUCUAUCUUCACAAUUUGGCAUGAAGAGGGGACACAUCGCACGUUUCACAGAUAGAAUCAAUCCAUGCACAGAUCCUUUGCCCAAAUCAUAUUACCUCACUGAAAGGAAAAUAAAGGGUACACCAUCUAGAAAUAACAGCAUUUACAGGAAUUUUGCAUCUAUCAAUUCCAAUAAGAUGCAAAAUACAGCAAAAUCCAUUGCCAGGAACAGCACAAAUAACGACAGGCUGCUGGAAGAAUCACUGGCCGGUUUCAAGAUUAAAGAUGCACAUGUCUUUAAAGGGAUUGUUGCAGCAGGACCAGCUGAGCCUCGAGCCUGUGGUUGUAUACAACCUCCACCUGUGGUUGACUGUGUUGCACCUUACUCUGCUCUCCAAAACAUAUCGGUUCAGAAAUUAAGUCCUGAGUAUAAGAUUGGGAUGGAGCGUUUGGUGAAAUCCAAGACUCCACCAAUGAAAGCUUCAGAACUCUGGCGGGAUAAGCCAGCUCUGCUCCUCUGCAUUCGAAGACCUGGGUGCAUCAUGUGCAGAGCUGAAGCUCAUCAGCUCUAUGCCAAAAAGCCAAUAUUUGAUGCCCUGGGAGUUAAGAUGUUUGCAGUUCUUCAUGAGCAUAUAGAAUCAGAGGUAAAAGACUUCUGGCCACGCUAUUGGGGAGGGGUUGUAAUCUUUGACCAGGCUAUGGGAUUCUUCAAAGCUCUUGGAGGUGGGAAAUUACUUAAGGACAAGUUUCUAUCAGGAUUUGUGUUCAACCCCCGGGCUAUUGCUAAUUAUAAACGUGCAAAAGCUAUGGGAAUAGAGCAAAAUUUUAGAGGAGAAGGUGAAAUUAAGGGUGGGCUUUUUAUAGUUGGCCAGGGAGGAACUGGAAUUGCUUACCAAUUUAUUGAGAGGAAUUUUGGCGAUUGGGCUCCUGUAGCUGAAGUUGUGGAGAUCUGCACUCGAUUACAGAGCCUAAAGCAAGAUCAAGGAGCUGCUAGCAAAUCAUCCCAAGAAUACGAGUGAAGUGGUGUUUUCUCAUAUUUCUUAUCUACUUCAGAUUCAUCGUACAAUAAACUUUCUAUCCUUAACAUUGCUUGUGUUUCUCUCUUUGGCUUGUAUUAGUAUGAAAUUGAGCAAUACCACUUUUUUGAUCGUAAAGAUUAUAUAGGUUACAUGCAAGAAAUGGUACACAUACGCAAAUAAUGUAGCUUUGUUGGUUUGUAGUAACCUCUAUGGCUUGGAUUGGAAAGAAAUUCAGAAAAUAAAAUUCAUAAUAAAAUGAAAUUGAAUGAAAUAAUCA
Messenger RNA from Durio zibethinus, 2401 nucleotides. RefSeq lists its product as uncharacterized. Lineage: Eukaryota; Viridiplantae; Streptophyta; Magnoliopsida; Malvales; Malvaceae. The record is from RefSeq and is a predicted model, not a curated record.